Messenger RNA from Athalia rosae (coleseed sawfly), 16206 nucleotides. RefSeq names its product titin. The record is from RefSeq and is a predicted model, not a curated record. NCBI's taxonomy places the organism in Eukaryota, Metazoa, Arthropoda, Insecta, Hymenoptera, Athaliidae. The coding region runs from base 410 to 14905 and encodes 4831 amino acids. The transcript has 39 exons.
CUCGCAAUUCGCAUUCGACCGACGUCUUGGUUAAAAGAGUCUCGGGGAUAUUUUGAUAAUGACUUGACUUCUGCCGACUGAAGCCGUGGCAGGCAAAUAAGCGAAUUAUUUAAACGAAAAGUAUAUAUUAAAUAUACAUAAAAUUAACGAGCGCAGUUACAGUUACAAGAGAAUAUUAGAAAGAAAAAAAAAAAAAUAAGUUACUGGCGUAAAUAUAAUUGAGAAAAAAGUCUACGAAGAGGAGCACCACCCCAUUGUCCGUACGGAGAGGAUUUGACCCGCUUAGUUGAAAUCGAACGAUUAUUUAUUUAACGGUGUUUCGUGUUGGUGUGUGUUAGAUAAUUUGCCACCAGUGGGGAUUCGUUUGUUCUUUUACCAUCGAAAAUUUUGGAUCGUGAUCUAAUCCAAAAUGAAUCGUCAACAAUCCAACUCUCAGCAAUCUCAGCAGAGUAGGCAGCAACAACAGACUACCACGACUACUCAGCAGCAGCAAAUUCAGCAGCAACAGUAUUCGCAGCACAGGACCGAGCACCAGAUUACGCGUCAGCAGGUCACCAGUCAGCAGAGAGUGCAAGGAGAAAUCGUGAUGCAGUCGACACCCACCAUACCAGCAUUCACCGGAAGACCGGGUGAUCCGUCUCCUCCGGUAUUCGAGCAGAUUUUCAAGAACGCAAGAUUCGCGCAGGGUGGUAACGCAAUAUUUGAGGGUCGCGUGAGGGGUAAUCCAAAACCUUCGGUAUCCUGGACACACAAGGGUCUACCGUUAUUCGAAUCCCAGAAAAUCCGCAUGUCUUACGACGACAGAAGCGGAGUCGUUACGCUGCAGAUAAAUCAGAUCGGACCUGGUAACGAGGGCGAAUACACGUGCAGUGCAAAGAAUCAAUACGGUGAGGCAAUUUGCUCCGUUUACAUUCAACCGGAAGGAUUCGGACCUCCACCGCAGCAGCAGCUCGGUGGCUACCAGAAAGAAUACGCCCAAACCUUCCAAACGACUCGCAAAACGACCGAGAAACAGAGCUACAUCAACGGAAGUACCAUCGAAGAUUUCAAAGUUGACACCUUCGAAUACAGACUGCUGCGCGAAACAGAAUACCGCGAGUCGAUAACUCGUCGUUACGUGGGUGAAUCUGAUACGCAAAUUUCAACCGUAAUCGACCGAUCUUUGGGACCGGUUUCACCACCCCAAAUUUCACAGAAGCCGAGAAACUCUAAGCUAGUCGAAGGCUCCGACGCCGUCUUCACCGCAAAACUUACAGCGAAUCCAAAACCAAGACUAACUUGGUUCAAAAAUGGACAGAGGAUUCGCGAUUCACAGCGCGUUGAAAUUUCUCAUUCGAACCAACAAGCUACACUGAAGGUUCGAGGAGCGCGCCAAGAAGACGGUGGUCACUACACGUUGCUGGCCGAAAAUCCUCAAGGAUGUACAGUGAGCUCUGCGUACCUCGCGAUCGAGCCAAGUGAUCAAGUUGAUCAGGCUCAAACUCAUGUUCAUCAGAGGGAGGUACUGAAGAGCACUCAUGUCGAAAGCUCCGAGACUACAGAGGCUGGAAAAGUCCUGCCACCAAAUUUUAUUCGCACUUGCGCCGACCGCGAUGUUACCGAAGGAAAAAUGACGAGAUUUGAUUGUCGUGUGACCGGACGACCUUAUCCGGAAGUGAGCUGGUAUAUAAACGGUUACCAAGUAGCCAACGACGCGACCCACAAGAUCCUUGUAAAUGAAUCGGGUAACAAUUCGCUAAUGAUAACGAACGUAAGUCGAGCUGACGCCGGUAUAGUGACCUGCGUGGCACGUAACAAAGCUGGAGAAACCUCGUCCCAAUGUACCCUGAACGUUAUUGAAAAAGAACAAGUCGUAGCGCCAAAAUUCGUCGAGCGUUUCACAACGAUGAACGUCAAGGAAGGAGAACCAGUCGCUUUCAAUGCUAGAGCGGUCGGCACUCCCAUACCACGAAUCACUUGGCAGAAGGAUGGUGUGCCCAUAGCGCCCGGCCCCGACGUGCGCAUAUCAACGGACGGCAGUGGAGCCUCGACCUUGGAUAUCCCCUUGGCAAGAUCCUCAGAUGCGGCAUGGUAUCAAUGCACCGCACAAAAUGUAGCCGGCUCUACCGCCACCCGGGCCCGGCUUUUCGUCGAAACACCGAAGGGAUCUGCCCCCGAACCAAGACGCCUGAACUUACCACGACCGACGAAAGUCAUCGAACCAGAACCUGCACCUGGCCCCGAAGUGAUCUACCUGCGACACGUUGAGCGUGCGAAACCGCACUUACCAAGUCACGAGGAGGAUCGAAUCUAUCCACCUCCGCAGUUUAUAAUCCCUCUACGAGACGGUCACCAGAUUGAGGGUGGGCGACAGCACUUCGAGGCCAGAAUCGAACCGGUGGGCGACCCUACGAUGAGGGUCGAAUGGUACGUCAACGGAAGACCUCUGGACGCGAGUUCCCGAGCCAAUUCAAUCUUCCGAUUUGGAUUCAUCGCCCUCGAUCUGAUCAGCAUCGUGAUGCAUGACGCCGGACAAUAUCUGUGUCGCGUAAUAAGUUCGACGGGCACAGCCGAGUCGACCGCGAUACUCAAUGUAACAGCACGCGCCACCAUCGAGCAGACCAGUCAGCAUCCGGACAGCCUGCAAUACAUACAGCAAUUGGAGGACUACAGCAAAUAUCAGAGGCAAGAGAGUUACGAAGAAACCUCUUCCCAGCGACCGGUAUUCAUCCGUCCACUCCAAGAACUUGGGGAACUUCAGGAGGGCCGUAAUGCCCACUUCGAAGCUCAGCUAACACCGGUUAGCGAUCCUACCAUGAAAGUGGAGUGGUACAAGGAUGGAAGACCGAUCACAGCCAGUUCAAGAAUCACAACCAUCUUCAACUUCGGUUACGUCUCACUAAAUAUAAUGCACCUACGAGUCGAAGAUGCCGGUUCUUAUACGGUCAGAGCUGUGAAUCGCUUGGGAGAGGCGAUAAGCACAGCGUCUCUUCGGGUAUUUGCGCGCACAAGCGUUACCUCCGAUCUCGGAAUACCCGAGCAACAGAAGUACAUCGAAGCUGCGGAGGAGUUGGAAGCUUAUCAGCAGGCGAUGCACCAGAAAUACACGCAGGAACAACCAGAGAGAAUAACCCCACCGGAAUUUAAGAGCCCCAUAAAGGACCAAAACAACGUCCGCGAGGGUGGGUUCGCACAUUUCGAAGCCCGCCUAGAGCCAGUCGGUGACUCUACGCUACGCGUCGAAUGGCUCAAGGACGGACGACCAGUAGAAGCUAGUUCACGAAUCACAACUUUCUUCAACUUUGGCUACGUAGCGCUCACUAUAAAAUACGUAACGAUUCACGACGUCGGAGUGUACACUUGCCGCGCCUACAACAGGGCAGGGGAGGCAAGAACCACCGCGCAAUUGAGCGUAAUCAGCAAGAACGAUGUGAUAUACGACAGUCAGCAUCCCAGUGGACUUCAGAAAAUUCAGACGCUAGAAGAUUCCAGCCGUUACUCUCGUCAGGUACAGGAAGAGGUUCAAGUUACCCAAGCACCUCGUUUCCUCGGACCACUGAAGGGUACGAAUAAAAUUGUCGAAGGUCAACGGGCGCACUUCGAAGCCCGCGUGGAACCGCAGAGUGACCUUACCAUGAAGAUAGAGUGGUACCACAACGGCAAGGCUAUAACUGCCGCUAACAGGAUUCAAACUUAUCACGACUUCGGAUACGUCGCUAUCGAUAUCCUUCAGGUCCGCGCCGAGGACAUCGGAACGUACACCGUUGUGGCGAGAAACGCCCUCGGCGAAGCACAACUUUCGGCGACAAUGACGGUGGAAACUCGUUCGGGUGUCGACACCAGUAGUAUGCACCACGGUACCUUCGAAAAAACGCAGCGUCUCGAGGGUUCGAAGUUCGUCGAGCCCCAGUAUCACAUCGAAGAAAUUUCAAAGUCGAAACCGAUUUUCGUUCAGCCGUUAUCCGAUCCGAAACCGGUGAGCGAGGGUAAAAACAUCCACUUGGAAUGUCGUUUGGAACCCAUGGGUGAUCCGACGAUGAGAGUCGAGUGGUUCCAGAACGGACGUCCCGUGACCGUUGGCUCCAGAUUCAGGACUUAUUAUGACUUUGGAUUCGUCGCCCUCGAUAUCGUCCACACAACGGCGUUGGACUCCGGAGAAUACACGGUUCGAGCGACGAACCACCUCGGUACGGCACACACUUCGGCCUGCGUUCGGGUCAUCGGACGUUCGGACAUCGUUACCGAUUCCCAAAACGAACAGUCCUUGGAACAGAUUCAAAUGCUCGAGGACGCCUCGAGGUACAGGAGAACCCAACAGGAGGAUGUCACGGUUUUGCAGGCACCGCAAUUCAGCAGACCUCUUCACAAUAUCGAAACCGUCGAACUUACCAACGUACAUUUGGAAUGCCGUCUUCAACCAGUCGGUGAUUCAACCAUGCGCGUCGAAUGGUUUGUCAACGGUCAUCCGGUGAAAACCGGACACCGUUUCAGACCGUCCUACGAGUUCGAUUACGUCGCUUUGGAUAUAUUGGGCGUUUAUCCCGAUGACUCCGGCGUUUACACCUGCCAAGCGCGUAAUCAACUCGGCGAGGCCGUUACCUCCUGCUCCGUUCGCGUCCACGCCAAGAAAGACCUGUUGUUGGAAACUCAGCACCCCGAAGGUUUGGAGAAAAUUCAAUACCUUGAGGACGCCUCCAGGUACAGGAGGAACGAGCUAGUCGACGAGGUCGUUAAAAUAAAGCCCAGAUUUGUCACGAAACCAAAGAACCAGGAGAAUCUGCGCGAGGGACAACACGCUCACUUUGAAUGCAAACUCGAACCUGUCACGGAUUCAAAUCUUAAAGUGGAGUGGUUUAAGAACGGUCGUCCAGUAACCAUAGGACACCGAUUCCGUCCCAUUCAUGACUUUGGAUACGUUGCCCUGGACGUAAUUGACCUGAUCGCGGAAGAUUCGGGCACCUACACCUGCCGCGCCGUAAAUCUAGUCGGUAGCGACGAGGUGGUGUGCACCCUUGGCUGUAGGUCGACCGCACAAAUUCUGACCGACACUCAAAACGAAGUCGGUCUCGAGCAGAUACAUUAUUUGGAAGACAGGUCAAAAUACCAAAGACAAGAGGUGGUCGACGAGACCACUACUCAGGCACCGAUAUUCACAACUUCGUUGAAAAACGUUGAGAUCAAAGAAGGUCAACGAGCCCACUUCGAGUGCCGUUUGAUUCCCGUUUCUGAUCCCACAAUGAAGGUCGAGUGGUUCCACGACAAUAAACCCGUCAAAGCUGGUUCCAGAUUUAUCGAAACCAAUAAUUUCGGAUUCGUCGCGUUGGAUAUCAUGUACGCCUACCCAGAAGAUUCUGGGACCUACACCUGCCGCGCGAGAAACGCUAUCGGCGAAGCUAUCACUUCGGCAGCUUCCGUGGUGCACUCCAAGAAAACGAUCUACCUGGAAUCACAGCACGAAGAAGCGCUGCAGCGUCUUCAACAUCUGGAAGAUUCGUCGCGCUACCAACGAAAGAGUGUACAAGAAGAGACCGUAAGCCAGGCUCCCGUCUUCACCAUGCCUAUCAAAGAUUUGCGCGUCGCAGAAAAUCAGGCAGCACACUUCGAGGCCCGAGUCAUACCCGUUGGUGACCCGAGACUCAAGGUCGAAUGGUUGCGCAACGGUGUACCGAUUUCCGCCUCUAAUCGAGUUACUACCAUGCACGACUUCGGAUACGUCGCGCUUAACUUGAAAUACGUAAACCCCGAAGAUUCGGGUUCGUACACCUGUCGCGCCGUGAACGACCUUGGCGAAGCGGUGACCUCUGCCACGAUGUUCGUUCAAUCUAAGGCAGCCCUGCAGUUCGAGUCACAGCACGAGAGCGCUCUUUCGAAACUCCAGGCUCUCGAAGACACGAGUAAAUAUCAGCGGCGCGAAGAAGAGGAGGUGACCGUCAAGGACAAACCGUCGUUCACGGUGCAGCUCAACGGACCGACAAAUCUGGUCGAAGGUCAGAGCGCGCACUACGAAUGUCGCAUCGAACCGUACCCCGAUCCGAAUAUGAAGGUCGAAUGGUUCCACAACGGGAAACCGUUGUCCACCGGGCACAGAUACCGUACAACUUGCGACUUCGGAUUCGCCGCACUCGACGUACUCAGCGUAUACGCGGAAGACUCCGGCACGUACACUUGCAGGGCUACUAACAGACUCGGAUCCGCCGAAAGUUCCAUCAAUCUAGACGUCAAGUCCCGAGCGUCCAUCAUCAGCGACACCCAGCACGAAGGUGCUCUCCAGAAAAUUCAAUACUUGGAAGACGACUCACGGUACAAACGCGUUGCCGCCGAAGACACGAUAAUCGCGGAGCGACCGAAGUUCGGACGACCCUUGAAAAAUAUCGAACACCUACCGGAGGGCAAGAACGCUCAUUUGGAAGCUACGUUGACACCGGUGAAUGACCCUACCAUGGUAGUCGAAUGGUACAGAGACGGUAGACCGAUUCCCCAGGGACACAAAUUCAAGACUACUUACGAUUUUGGCUUCGUUGCUCUGGAUAUAUUGUACGCCUAUCCGGAAGACUCGGGGACGUACAUGUGCAAGGCGAGGAACGCUGUCGGUGAAGCUGUGACCACUUGCGUAAUCGGAGUCGACUCGAAGCAAGGUCUUCUCCUCGACACCCUGGAUGCCCAGAGAUUGCAGAAGAUUCGGGAACUGGAGACUGUCGACGUGAAACAAGUGGUAGAAAAGGAAACCGUUCACCAGAAACCCGUGUUUUUGACACCUCUGAACAACCUGGAUCACUUAAAGGAAGGCGAACACGCUCAUCUCGAAUGUCGCGUCGAGCCAAUCAACGAUCCAAAUCUAAAGAUAGAAUGGUUCGUGAACGGCGUCGCGAUCAAGACGGGUCACAGAUUCCGUACAACUCACGACUUCGGCUACGUGGCUCUUGACAUUUUGUACACAUACUCCGAGGAUUCUGGUACAUACAUGUGCAAAGCUACGAAUCUAGCCGGCGAGGCGGUUAAUACUUGCACCAUCAAGGUCGCCUCGCGCCGUAGCAUUUUGUUCGACAGUCAGCACCCUGACGGUCUAGAAAAGAUUCGAGAACUCGAAUCUCAAGGACAUCCCGCUCGUUUGGAGGUCGAAGAGCCCGUCGUCACUCCACCCAGAUUCGUAACGGAGCUGAGGGGAACAACGGAAGUGUUCGAGGGCCAAACGGCGCACUUCGAGUGCCAAGUUGAACCCCUUCACGAUCCAAAUCUCCGCAUCGAGUUCUUCCAUAACGGGAAGCCCUUGCCAUCCGCGUCCCGGUUCCACAUCACCUUCGAUUUUGGAUACGUCGCCCUGGACAUCGGGCACUCUGUACCGGAGGAUGCCGGAGAAUAUUCCGUACGGGCGAUCAACGCCCUCGGGCAAUGCACGUCGUCCAUCAGUCUCAAGGUUAUUCCCAGGGAAGGCAUCAUCUUGGAUUCCCAGCGCCCGGAGGGCAUGGAUAAAAUCCGGGAACUGGAAUCCCAACAACCCUGGAAAAGACCGGAUGUCCCUGAGCCUCAGACCAGACAACGCCCCGUCUUCACUCAGCCGCUCCAGAACAUCGAUUCCAUACCGGAGGGUCAAACGGCGCACUUUGAGUGCCGGUUGAUUCCCGUGGGAGAUCCAACACUCAAGGUCGAAUGGUUCAGAAAUGAAAAACCACUUGAAACGAGUUCCCGUAUCACCAAAGUACAUGACUUCGGCUACGUGUCGCUCGAUAUUUCGCACAUUCGCGACGAAGACGAGGGUGUCUAUAUGUGCAGAGCAUUGAACCCACUGGGUGAGGCUGUUACCACCGCCUCGAUGAGAAUUAGAUCCAAAGCCAACAUUCAACUGGAAACGCAGCAUCCCGAAGCUCAACAGAGGAUCGCUCAGCUCGAAGCUGACAAGGGUCCAAGACGUCCCGAUGAACCAGAGAGAGUAUUCGACAAACCAAUUUUCACACAGCUUCUCAGCGGUCCCUCCGAACUCUGGGAAGGGCAGGUCGCUCAUUACGAGUGCAGGGUUGUUCCAGUUGGUGAUCCGAGCUUGAGAUUCGAGUGGUUCGUCAACGGCGUUGAGUUGAAAAUGGGAUCUCGCUUCCACGUCACCCACGAUUUCGGUUUCGUCACUCUUGACAUCAUGAAGGUGAUAUCCGAAGACUCCGGAGUCUACACGUGCAAAGCGAUCAACAAAUCUGGAGAGGCUGUCUCUUCCAUAUCGCUGAAAGUUAAAGCUCGCUCGAACAUCGUCGGCGACUCCAUUCAGCCGGACGCAUGGCAAAAGAUUCAAUUGAAAGAAGCCGAGAUGAACAAAGUGCCGGAAAUGUUCAUCGAUACGACUCCGCAACAGGCUCCCGUAUUCACCACCCAUCUUAAGAGCUACGACAAACUUACCGAAGGUCAGCACGUGUAUCUGGAAGCUCAAGUGGAGCCCAGAGCGGAUCCGAAUCUCCGCGUCGAGUGGUUCAAGAACGGCGUACCUCUGCAAACCGGUACCCGACUACGCAGCACCUUCGAUUUCGGUCUCGUCACUCUCUCCAUCAACGGUGUACGUGCCGACGACUCCGCGAUUUACACCUGCAAGGCAACAAAUUUGUUGGGUGAGGCCGUAUCGACUUGCACACUCAAGGUGGACGACCGACACUGGCUGUUGGGAGACACCCUCCACCCGGACGCGCUGCCGAAGAUCGAUGCCCUUGAACAACCGGUCGUAUCCGGUACCGAACAACCCGAGACCGUUUACGAAGAACCGGUGUUCAUCACUCAUCUGAACAAUGUCGAGUGCAAGGAGGGCGACAACGUUCACUUCGAAUGCAACGUAGAGCCGUCGAAAGAUCCGACGAUGAAGAUCGAGUGGUUCGUGAACGGCAAACCGAUUCCGCUCGGUGCCAGAUUCAAGUCGACGUACGAUUUCGGAUACGUAGCGUUGGACAUCAAUCACGCCUACGAGGAGGACUCCGGACUUUACACGGUCAAGGCGACGAACUCCAAGGGCACAGCUCAAACGACCGGUACCCUGAAGUGCAUCAGUAAGCAGAGUAUCUACCUGCAGACGCAACAUCCGCAGGGCGAAGCUGGACUCGAGAAAGUCAAGGAAGCCGAGGACGCCUACCUCUCGAAAUUACAGAGGCGGGACUCGGGACCGGAACACGAAUUCCCCAAGCCAAUAUGGAUCGUACCACUUCAGCCCGAGUUCAAACUCGGUGAAUCCGAACCGCUUCAUCUGGAAGGUCAAGUCGAACCCAAGGAAGACCCGAAUCUGCGCAUAGAAUGGUACUUCAACGGUAAGGUACUCGAACACGGUGCCCGAUUCAAGAUGACCAGUGACUUCGGUUUCGUGACGCUCGAUUUGACCGACGUUUACGACCGCGAUUCCGGAAUUUACACGUGCAAGGCGAUCAACAAGGCCGGCGAAGCUUUCACCUCGACGACAAUUUAUUGUUCGACCAAAGAGAACGUGAUCGAAAGGUCGCAGCAUCCGAAGGGCAAGGAGGGACUGGAAGCGAUUCAGGACCUCGAAGAAUCGCUGAAGAGACCCGACGGCACUCCGGCGGAAAGCGACGAGGGACACCCACCGGUAUUCACAUCUCAAUUCGAGAACCUGACGAACCUUUCGGAGGGUGAAAUAGCUCAUUUCGAGGCGUCCCUUACACCGGUCGGCGAUCAAACAAUGGUCGUCGAAUGGUUUUACAAUGGAAAACAACUCGAAGCAAGUCACAGGACCAGGACGGUGUACGCUUUCGGUAUGGUCGUUCUCGAGGUACUCGGUACCAAGGUCGAGGAUUCCGGCACUUACACCUGCCGGGCGACGAACAAGUGGGGAAGAGCCGAGAUCAGCGUGAAUCUCGAAUGCGUCGACAAAUCCAAGGGACAAAAGCCAAAGUUCACCACUCAAAUUCAAUCGCUCGAAGGACUCAAGGACGGACAGUCCGUACACUUCGAAUGUACGUUGAUUCCGGUCGGCGAUCCUCACAUGAAAGUCGAAUGGUUCCACAACGGACAACCCCUUCGUCAUUCGUCCCGAUUCAAGAUGGUAUCGGACUUCGGAUUCGUCGUAAUGGACAUCGCCGGCGUGAUGUCCCACGAUACCGGCGAGUACGUUUGCAAGGCGAGUAACAAAUACGGCGAGGACUACACCAAGGCCACGAUAAAAUGCUUCGGGAAGAGCGGGGUCUACCUGGAUUCCCUGCAACCCGAUUCCCUGGCUCGCAUCCGAGAACUCGAAAGUUUGGGGGCUGAUCAACCAGCUGCACCGUCGACACCGGUCGCGGAACCGCCCAAAUUUAUAACACAAAUUUCGAACAUCACAAAACUGGUGGAGGGACAAUCGGCACACUUCGAAGCCAGACUGACACCGGUAACGGAUCCCGAUCUGGUCGUCGAAUGGUAUUACAACGGCAAGAAAUUACCGCACGGACAUCGUUACAGAACGUUCCACGAUUUCGGUAUCGUGAUUUUGGAUAUACUAUACUGUUACGAAGAAAACUCCGGAGAGUACGAAUGCAGGGCAGUUAACAAAUACGGUCAAGAUUCCACCAAAGCUACGUUGAGAUGUCUGUCCAAGGCGAACCUGAUACUGGAGUCUCAAUUACCGAAGGGUAUGGAGGGCGGUCUCGAGAAAAUUCAAUCUCUCGAGGACUCCUUGAUUCGUACCAAGGAGGAACAGAGUGUCCAGGAACGUGGCAAGGCUCCGGUGUUCACCGUUCCUCUCAGCAACAUCGACGGUCUAAGAGAAGGAGAGAGCGCUCACUUCGAGGCACGACUGACACCCACGGAUGACCCCAAACUCAAGGUCGAAUGGUUCUGGAACGGCAAACCACUGCGUACGGGAUCGAGGUUCCGAACGUUCUGCGAUUUCGGUUUCGUGAUCCUGGAGAUUUCCCCGAUAUAUCCGGAGGACACCGGAGAAUACAGUUGCCGAGCGACUAACGACUACGGCGAAGCCGUGACGACGUGCACGUUGAAGUGCACCGGCAAACGUAACAUCAUACUGGAAUCUCAGCUACCCAAGGGAAUGGAGGGAACGAUCGACAAGAUCGCGGAACUCGAGGGUCUCGGCAACGCGCCGGGACAGGCCAGUCCCGACGACGACACCGGCAAACCACCGGAAUUCAUCACGACACCGUCCGAUUUGACUUUGGCGGAAAACUCGCUCGCCCAUUUCGAGUGCAGGCUGCAGCCGGUGAACGACUCCAGUAUGCGCGUCGAGUGGUAUCACAACGGAAAGGCGCUUCUGGCGGGAUCCAGAGUGAAAACUAUCCACGACUUUGGAUUCGUCAUAUUGGAGGUCGCCAAUUGCUACCAGCGAGACUCCGGUCUUUACACGUGCAAAGCGACGAACCGUCACGGAGAGGCGACGGUUUCCUGCAAGCUCCAAGUCAGAGGACGUCAGGGAAUAAUUCUGGAGCCGCAACUCCCUACCAACUUCAGGAGCGGCACCGAGAGCAUUCAAAAACUGGAGGAGUCUCUCUACAAACAAGACGAAAUAAUGACCGAGGACGAAAAACCGAAUCCUCCGAGAUUCACGGUCGAGCUGAAGGACAUUCAAGUGGAAGAAGCUGGACCGAGUCACUUCGAUUGCCGCGUAGAACCGGUAGGCGAUUCCACGAUGCGCAUAGAUUGGUUCCACAAUGGAAGACCGUUCGCGACCGGAUCCAGAGUUCAUAUGAUCAAUGAUUUCGGCUUCAUCUCUCUCGAUCUUUCUUACACCUACGCGAGGGACAGCGGUGAAUAUGUAUGCAGAGCUACUAACAAAUGGGGAUCCGCGACUACGAAGGCAUCGAUAAUAUGCAAAACUAAAAAAACGAUCGAUUACGACUCGCAACUUCCAUCGGGAAUGAGUGGCGAAAAAUUAAAAGAGUUGGAACGCGGACCGGUCAGCGUUGCCCCCGCGGCUGACGCCCCCAGACAACCGCCCAAGUUCAUCACCCAAAUUCAAUCCGCAACCGUCGAUGAAUCCGAACCGGUCAGAUUCGAGUGUCGCGUGGAGCCCAAGGACGAUCCUAAUCUGAGGAUCGAGUGGUACAGAAACGGAAAACUUAUCCCAGCUGGACACAGAUAUAGAACAACCUACGACAUGGGUUUCGUGUCCAUGGACGUCUUGUACGUUUAUUCGGAAGAUUCCGGUGAAUACGUUUGCAAAGCCAUCAAUGACCUCGGCGAAGACACAACGAGGGCGUCAGUCUCUUGCAAGAAAUUGCCGAACAUCAUUCUACAAAACCAAGUACCAAAGGGGAUGAAAAAAUCCGAAGCUUUGAUGCAGAUGGAAGCUACCAUCAAAAAAUACACUUCGGAAAUUCAUUUGACCGAGGACGAUCUCUACGACGCGGACAAGAAACAACCACCUCGUUUCGUGACGCAAAUAAAGGACCAAACUGAGCUCAUAGAGAUGAACAGCACAAAAUUCGAAUGUCAAUUGGCACCUGUGGGCGAUCCGAACAUGAAAGUAGAAUGGUUCUUCAACGGUAAACCACUGCCUCACAAAAACCGAUUCACGCCGAUCUACGAUUUCGGUUACGUCGCAAUGAACUUCGGAUGGGUAUACCCGGAGGACAGUGGCGAAUAUUUGUGCAGGGCGACGAAUCUCUACGGUAUGGACGAAACCAGAGCCGUGAUCAGGACCGCCGGAAAACCCGGAAUAAUCUACGAAUCUCAACUUCCCAAGGGAAUGAAGAGUAUCGAGAAAAUCAGGGAAAUGGAAGCCGCCUGGCAAGUUGUACCGGAAGAAGAGGGUGAAGACGAAAAAGUUCGCGCACCACCGGCGUUCGUAAGUAAACCAGAACCGGUAACCGUCGAAGAAAGCGACUGGGCAAGAUUCUGCUGUCGCGUUACGGGACACCCGAAACCACGAGUGAUGUGGAUGAUCAACGGGCAUACCGUUUUCAACGGAGCCCGAUACAAGCUCACCUACGACGGGAUGUACCAUUUGGACAUUCCAAAGACCAGACAAUACGAUCACGGUAAAGUCGAAGUGAUCGCCCGUAGCUCCGUGGGUGAAACCCGUACGGAAACUACCCUUACGGUGAAGCCGCGCAGCGACGAUUACCGCGGGGUGCUCAAGAAUUCGCCCAGGCCGUGGUACGAUAUCGGAUUGACGCAAUACCAGAGCGAACGACAAGACACCGAGUUGGAACGUGUGUUCGACGAACGGCACCAAACGGUGUCCCAGGGUGUCGAUAUCGCCACGGAUCACCUGACCCAAAAAGUCUACAAAGAGCCGGAGACCGAAUGGCAGAAAUCUGUGAAAACAAAGAAGAACGAAGAUUAUUACAACAAAUUGAUGAACCUCGAGGAGGAGCAAGUUCUCAAGGAAACGAGACUCAGAGAGAACACUCAUCAAUUCGCAGUCCCCGGCGACAAACUCGUCGACAAUUCCGUGGCUAAGGGAAUGGCACAGAAAUAUCAGGAGAACCUUCAAUCCCAACCGCAAGGACCGGCACCACCUCCUCCGCGGCAAGUUCUUCGUCAAGGCCAACACGUGACGGAAGUUGAGAUCGAUUCGCAAAGAGUCGGCGGAAGGCAUCCUCCGGAGCCGACGGAAUCUUCGGUUCACGGUCGCGAGGUACACGUCGCCAAGCAGCGUCAGACCCAGAAGGAGACCAAGGGCGACCUAGAAAUAACUAGAAACAUAACGGCAACGGAAACCACGGAAGUUGAGCACAAGGCCAAGACUCAGGAGAGGAUCGUGCAGGGGCAGGUGAAGCCCGCUAACCCACCGGUGUUCACCAAAAAGAUACAGCCUUGCCGAGCGUUCGAGCAAGAGCAGGCGAGAUUCGAAGUCGAAUUCGACGGAGAUCCGCUACCCACCAUAAAAUGGUACCGCGAAGAUUUCCCCAUCCAGAACUCGUCCGAUCUCCAGAUCCACACGUUCAGUACGAAGUCGGUGCUGAUCGUACGCCAAGUUUUCAUGGAGGAUUCCGGUGUAUUCUCGGUGAUCGCCGAGAAUCGUGGAGGAAAAGCCAAGUGCAGCGCGAAUCUGGUUGUGGAAGAACGCAGGAGGCAGCCAGGAAGGGGUGGUGUCAUCCCCCCGAGCUUUUUGACCACCAUUCAGAGCACAACGGUGCCCAGCGGUCAACUGGCGCGAUUCGACGCGAAAUUAUCAGGCACCAAGCCCCUCGACGUUUACUGGUUGAAGAACGGCAAAAAAGUGACGGCCGACAUCCGCUACAAAACCUUGGAGGAAGACAACGUCUACACCCUCCUGAUAUUGGAGGCCGUGCCGGAAGACAACGGGAAGUACGAAUGCGUGGCGAUCAACAGGGCUGGCGAGGCGAGGUGCGACGCCGACUGCACGAUCCAGACACCUGCGUCUCCGACGAAACCGUCGAAACCCAGCACACCGGGUGCCGAAAAAGCACCGUUCGUCGCCGAACCGCUCAAGGAUCAGACCAUCAGGGAGGGGGCCUCGGUUGCCUUCAGAUGCAGAAUAUCUGGAAAACCAGCGCCAACCGUUCAGUGGAAGAAAGGAGACAAGGUCAUCAAGCCCUCCAAAUACUUCCAAAUGUUGAAAGAAGCGGAAGUCUGCACUCUGAAAAUUUCCGAGGCUUUCCCCGAGGACGAAGGUGUCUAUAAAUGCAUCGCCAAAAAUCCGGCCGGUGAUGUCACAACAUCAGCUAAUCUUCGAGUUCUCGCUCCGGACACCACGGAUGUCCUGCCCAAGCUAACACCGCUCAAGGACCAGAUUGUCAUGGAAGGUCAACCGGCCCAGUUCAAAACUCAGGUGUCACCGCCGAAAUCGAAACCGACGAUUCAAUGGUACCGCGACGGUGCCCUGAUCCCACAAUCGCCAGACUUUCAAAUGAUUCACGAAGGUAACAACGCCGUUCUACUGAUCGCAACGACGUACGAAGAAGACAGCGGUACUUUUUCAUGCCGUGCAACGACAUCAGCUGGAACUGUAGAAACGUCGGCGAAACUCAUCGUCAAAAGUAAGAAUUGAUCAAACUUCAUUCUUAAUCCAACCCAAAACGAAACGACCCCAAAACUUGUCAGACAAGCUAAUUUAUAACGUACGCGAUUAUAAUCAACCGGCAACUAGUCGGUCGUAUAGCUCACCAGCCGUUUCAGGCUAUUUGGCUAUUUUUCGAAAUAACCAGAAGCUGCAACACGACCGCACAAAUAGAUGCGUUUAAUCGAUCAUCGGAGUGCGUCGUUCGUUUUUUUUCUGACGAAUAUUUAUUUAUUAAUUUUUUUUUUCCUUCGCUUUUUAACGUUAUACUUGUGAUCCUAAUCAUCUCUUGCUAGUCGGGCAGUUUCUCUUCAUUUUUCAUUUCAUUUCGUGUUUUUUUUUUUUUUUCUAUUCAUAAAUAUACAUAUUACUAUAUAUAUUUACUAACUUCUUAACAAUUUGAGUAUCACGAAAAGAGAGACGUGUGAAAGAAGUGAAUUCAUUUUAAGCGCAGACGUUUAUAGAUAACGUACGUAUGCGCCAAUAAUUAUGCACGCGAAAAAUAUUUAAUAUACUGGUACCUAUAACGAUAUAAUGUGAAGGUGGUGCUAUAAAAAUACUUGCCAUUACCACAAUUGGAAGAAAAAUGAUGGGUUGAUGAUUUGAAAAAAUAAUGAAGAAUAAGAAAAAAAAAACUGGUUAAUAGAAAAAGAAAUACGGAAAACGUUAAGUCGAGUCUGAAAGCAAAGUACAGACAUGCGAAUGUGAUUAUAAAUUUACCAUACACAAAGGUGCAAAGAAAGAAUAACAUGAACAAAAGUGAGACGUAAUAAGCACAUGUACGAGUGUGUACUUUGCCUGGAAUCGACUUUGAUCGUGACGGAUAAAUUCUAUUGUUUCGAAUCUACAGAGUUUCGAAAAUUGAGAAUAUAGAAUGAAAAGAUACGAAAACAAUAUUGAUCGAUCGAUCUAUACAAGUGCGAGAAUGAAAAUAGUGCACGACGUAUUUCUACGGAAACUCGAACUCGUGGCGAGUGAAAAGCCUACUCCGAUAUAUUGUGUAUGUUCGUCUGUUACGUACACCGAUCGUCGAUUCAUCAUCAGAUAAUAAUUAUUCGUUUAAAUACAUUCACAUGCGAACAUUAGUUAUUUAUAUGUUCUAGUAUUUUGUCAUACCAUGAAUACAUAUGUUCUCAAUACGUACACGAAGAGAGACACACAUAAGAAACAAAAAAAAAAACAACAACCACAUAAUACAUAUGUGCAUAUUGAUUAUCUACUCCUAACAUUCUAAUAAUUAAUUAUUAUUGUACAAUGGAAAGUCUAAUAAAAAAUAUACUAUGAAUAUAAAA